CAUCUGUUAAAGGAAGAAUUCUUCCUCUUAGGACUGCAAUGAAAAGAAACAAGAAAAAUGAUACUGAAGAAGUGAGAGAUGAACAGAAAACAGGUUUUACAUUUAACAUUGUUCAAAGUUUUUUCAUGGAAUGUUCAUUUGGUUAUCAUAAAAUGUUAUGUUUGUUUGGAUAAAAAUUCUUUCUGUUUUUAUCUCAUACAGUUAUUCAAAGUUUUUGGUUAUAUGUACAAAGUUUUUCUCCAUCAUGUUCAAAAUUUUUCUAUAUUAAGUUCAAAGUUUUCUGCAUUAUGUUCCAAGUUUUUUAUCAUAUGUUCAAAUUUUUUGGACAUAUGUUAAAAUUUACAAUUAUUCAAAGUUUUUUGGUCAUAUGUUCAAACAAUUUUACUAUUUUGUUCUAUUCAAAGGACUUGCAAAAGUCAUAGUUCAAGGGAAAAGGAAAAUGAAAGAUAGUUUGAAAAAAAGAAAGGAACAAGAAGAAGAGGUUCAAGAAGAAGAGGAAUUAGAGGGAGAUAACGAAGAGGAGGAAUGAGAGGAGGAAGAGAAAAAUGAGGAAGAAGAGGAAGAAGAUGAGGAAGAUGAGGAAGACGGAGAAUGGGAAGAAGAAGAAGUGAAAGAACAAAAAAAGAUGAAAAAAGAGCAAACAGUACCGGUGAAGGAUAGGUUGCUUAUGUUCGAAAAACAAAGACAAAAAAUAGCAUCAAAAAGAACAACACCAAAAGAAAACCUACCUGCUGAAAAGAAAAGAAAGAGGAAAAUAACUGAUGAGGAUUGUGAAGUGAAGGAAGAGAAUGAAAAUGAUGAUAUUCACAAUUCAGAAAACGGCUUCCCCUUUGGCGAUGAUUACCAAAGAAGUUCCUGCAAGAAAGAAAGCAAAGAAAACAAUCGCUAUUUACAAGGAGAAAGUAGAAGAAGAAGAGGAAGAAAAAACUGGAGUUAGAGGAGGACAUGAAAAAUUCAUCACUUUCAUUUCCAUGAUGAAUGAACAGAAGAAGGAGGCCGUUCGGAAUAUUGGUCUAGGAGCAUUGCUAGAUUUUCAGCUACCUACUUCAUCCCAACAAUUUGUUACAUGGCUGUGUAACAACUUUGAGGAAAACAACCAAUAUCUUUAUCUGCCAAAGAAUGAGAAAAUUCUGAUAGAAUUUGAGGACGUGAAAAAGAUAUAUGGUCUUCCUAGCGGUGAAGUAGACAUAGUUGAGGCAAAGUCUGACAAGGCUA
This is a messenger RNA of Spinacia oleracea (spinach), 1215 nucleotides long. RefSeq lists its product as uncharacterized. Lineage: Eukaryota; Viridiplantae; Streptophyta; Magnoliopsida; Caryophyllales; Amaranthaceae. The transcript has 4 exons. The record is from RefSeq and is a predicted model, not a curated record. Bases 626 to 937 code for a protein of 103 amino acids.